CCUGUCGAUAAGAGACUAGAAUGUGUAAUAUUGUAUAUUUCCUUAUUUCAAUAAGAAACAUUGGUUUAUCUAUUCUGGGAUUAAGACGGGCUUCUCCUCGUUGGUUGUGGAUCAUGGACUUCAAAUAGAGGAUAGAGGAUUAUAUCAAGAUGGAGGAAACUGUUGAAUUGGACUACAUCACAAUGACAGAGAAGAUGGCGGCCAAUGAAAUAAAGCCAGAAUAUUCUGUCAUACCCUCUCGGUCUUCACGUGAAAAAUAUACACCGCAUUGUGGAACGCAAAAGCAAGAUAAUUCAGAAUACUUAAGUUUGGAUUGCAGACCUAAGGACAAACCGGGGCAAGACAAGGGCGCACAGAAUUUGUAUCUGAAUCCACAAAAUGCUAGUCAAGUUGACAUUGAGGAAACUAUAUUUAGGAAUUCAGAUAGAGAAAAUGACGAUCUUCGCAAAAUGGAUGGCAGUUUAUUUGAGAAAGAAAGCGAGCAUUUAGACGUAUUUCCUCCAGCAUGUUCUACAAGUGGGGGCAUUUUAAAUCCUGUGAGAGGAAGAAAGCAUGGAUAUGAAAUGGCGAUAACGACAGAAAAACGGGUAUCAGAAAUCAGUGACAUGAUGGGUGAUUAUUGCCAACUAAAGCAUGACGAUACAUUUUCUGCACAGAGACAUUUGGAGAAAGAACACAGGAAGGACAGUAGAAUAUUAACGUGCACUGGUAUGACAACUAUCGAUGGCGAUAGAAUAGUUAUAGUAACUAAAUGUGGACAGAUUAUCGUUUUAAGGUCAGAUGGUUUAUUCUUAUUCUUAAAAGAAUUUGAAGAGUCAUUUGGAGAUGUUGCAACUGUUGACAGCAAUGAAAUUGUGACGUCGUGUGGAUUCAGAGUCUCGUUUUUCUUAGUACUUGGUACAGAAAUAAAGGAAGAAAAAGGAAAAUGCAUCGAUUUUCUAUACGAGGAGACAACCGUACAUGGGAUUUCUCACAGUGCCCAGAAGCUUUUGAUGUCCUGUAACUUACAAAGUGUGGCGUUAUCACAUACACCGUCACUGAAAUUAUACGAUAUGAAAAGAAAGGUUACUAAAACUUUUGACAAUUUAAGAUUCAAGUACCCUGGCAGAGUUUUACUGAAUACUGAUGCUUCCAUUAUUUAUGUAGCUGACCAAAUGGAAAAGACAGUUACAUGCUUGGAUGCCAACGGCAGAGAACUCUGGAAAACGUUUGAAACAAAUUCUCCGAUUUCAAUUACUUUAUCAGAAGACACUCUUCUAGUAGCAUUCGAAGGAGCUGUAGAGAUAACAUGUUUGUUUUCUCGGAAUGGAACUGUCUUAAAAUCAGUUCCAGUCAAUGGCACUUUCUUGUCAAAAGAAUUUUUGCUUGCGCAAAAUGCAACAAAUAUCAUAGUAUGUCCCAGUGACCACACAGUUGAUGGAAUAUCCAACCUUGUGUUGUUCUCGCGUAUUAAACACACAUAUAAACAUGACAUGUUUGCCAAAAUUUCACAUGUUAAAAUGCUUAUGAAAGCAUUUCGCUAGGCAAACAAUGACUACAGGUCCAUGUAUAUACUCAGUAGUCCAUCGUAUAGCUAUCGUUAAUGUUCGGGAAAAUUAAUUUCGUUCAGCCUUGCAUGCAUAUUCUGCCGUAAAUACUACCGACAGUCAUUUUAUAUGAUAACGGAAAGCCCUCAAUCCUAAAUUGUUUUAAUUCUCUGUCAAGUAAGAAUUUUCAAUUUUUAGCCAUUUUACGUGAAGUGAGACCACUAAACGGAACAUCAAAGACAGGUGGUCAUCUGGUAUUUUGAUUGGUGGUCAUCUGGUAUUUUGAUUGGCGGAAGAAUUCGAACUUCUUUGCUUGGGUUUGUGUGAUGAUUCAGUGACAAAUAUCUCAGAAAAUUCACUGUUAUCAUUAAUUUUUGUUUGUAUUUUUUGCCAAGAUAAAAUUUUGUCUUUGCCUUAUACUCAGUUGAUUACAGCUAUAUCCCGAUUAAUAAUGCAACAUUUAUUAACUGUGUAUAUAUUUACAAUGUAGUUUUGCUCAUCCAGAUAUAUGUGAGUGAAGAAUUAUAAAGAGGUACAUUGCUUUAACCUUUUCAUCAUAAAAUUGAAUGUCAAUGUACAUUUACUUUUGUAUAAUUGAAAUAUAUAGGGGAACCCUGACUUUGGACGUAUUUUCCCAAAAGAAAGAUGGAACAUAGUCUGAUUUAAAAAAAAACCUUACACGCUUUAUCGACUUAGUAAAGUGACGUUUGGGGGAAUUUAAUAAUAGAAUAAGAAGGUUCGCACUCUAUGAUAAAAUACAACGGAUAACUUCUUUGUCCAUAACUUUAAUGACUACUUUAUUUAGGCUGUCCAAAACGGGUUUCACCCCUAAUUAGUGUAGAGUGUUUUGUCAAGAUGCCAAAAAUAUUUAUAUUUUCGAAAAUUUUCUAGAUAAUUUACUUUAUUAUAUAGCUAUUAUAAAAUCUGCGUAAAAUCUAGAGAAUGUUAGCGUUCAAUAUCCUGAGAAUUUAUUGAACGCUACCUUUGCAGUGCGUAAAUUGUAUGCGCCCAAAACAUUCCGAGUAUGAGCGUUCAAUAUUGACGUUACCGUCACGACGUAAACAAGCCAAAAUGGCAGACGACGGUCCUCCGAAUCUGACAGAGCCGGUAUUUGAUAUUUACUUAAGCAAAAUGUUUUACUGUACUUAAAUUAUGAUGUCCCCAUUUACAAAAUCAGUUUGCCUCAUGCAUUAAUGACAGGUUAAAUAUUGAACAGUUAAGAAAUGCAUGCUGAUAUUGCACACCUUCACCUUAGAUGCCAAUAUUGAUGAAUUCUCAUCUAUUUUGGAGUAUUUUGAGUGCAAAAGGAUUUAAUUUAACAACUAAAUACUUUAGCUAUAUAAUAAAAGGGUUAUUGAACUUAUAUAGGUAAAUAUUGACAGCCAACUCGUGCCAAUAUUCACCAAUACAAGUUCAAUAACCCUAUAUUAUCCUUCGAUUGCCAGUUCAACAAAAUUGUUUUACCAGUGUUGGUAAAAUAUGCUUGCAAAAUUUGGGACAAUAAUAACACAAAUGUUGUUAAUGAACGUGUUCAUCAAUAAAUUUUAAAUUCAAAACUUGCUACAUGUACACAUGGUACGUAGUAUAUGGUGAAACCGGACAAUUCCCAUUGUAUUUAAGAUAAUAUAAGAAUUCUGUCAUUUUAUGUUUUGGUCAAAACUUAUUGGUAAUGAGAAUAGAAUAAAAACUAUUAGACAUUUGUAAAUUUACCUCUAUACUCCAGCAUACCAGGAGUGAUACAUUCAACCCCUGAAUAUUUUGUAUCCAUCAAAUAUUGUAUACCUGUUCUUUAUCCUAUACAUGUAUUUGAAAUUUUUGUUAUGUAAAAUGGUCAAUCGCUAUUGUUAAUCAAAAUUUGAUUGAUGAAUAUCUGCAAAAAUGACACUAUGAUAAGAACAACUGAGAUAUGAUAGGUAUGUUGUAUAGUAUUUUUAUUUCGAAAUUCCAUUGUUAAACGUACUAUGUAAAAUAUCUUAACCCCAAAAUUGAUAAAGUUGCUGUCAUAUGAAAAUUAGAUCAACAAAUCAUCGUCUUCCAGUUGAAAUUCGUAGAUGGAGCAAUGUUCCCCGAAUUAAAAGAAUAUGUCAUCUUUGUAAACGUAGUUACAUAGGCGAGGACUAACACUAUUUGAUUGAUUGAUUAUAUAUUGUUUAACGUCCCUCUCGAGAAUUUUUCACUCAUAUGGAGACGUCACCACUGCCGUUGAAGGGCUGCAAAAUUUAGGCCUAUGCUCGGCGUUUACGGCCUUUGAGCAGGGAGGGAUCUUUAUCGUGCCACACCUGCUAUGGCACGGACCACGGAUUUUGCGGUCUCAUCUGAAGGACCGCCCCAUUCAGUCGCCUCUUACGACAAGCUAGGGGUACUGAGGACCUAUUCUAACCCGGAUCCCCACAGGAACUAUUUUCUUGAGUGUAAAUAACUAUUUUGUAUUAGCUAUGCAAAAAUACCUUUUGAAUGAUAUAUACCGACUUAAAUCAUACUAACAUUUAGUGUAUUUUAAUUUUGAAAUGUCUACAUGUACCAUUUAUGUUACAUAAGUUCUAUGACUAUUACAUGUAUGUGUAUUUAUGUUACAUAAGUUCUAUGACUAUUACAUGUAUGUGUAUUUAUGUUACAUAAGUUCUAUGACUAUUACAUGUAUGUGUAUUUAUGUUACAUAAGUUCUAUGACUAUUACAUGUAUGUGUAUUUAUGUUACAUAAGUUCUAUGACUAUUACAUGUAUGUGUAUUUAUGUUACAUAAGUUCUAUGACUAUUACAUGUAUGUGUAUUUAUGUUACAUAAGUUCUAUGACUAUUACAUGUAUGUGUAUUUAUGUUACAUAAGUUCUAUGACUAUUACAUGUAUGUGUAUUUAUGUUACAUAAGUUCUAUGACUAUUACAUGUAUGUGUAUUUAUGUUACAUAAGUUCUAUGACUAUUACAUGUAUGUGUAUUUAUGUUACAUAAGUUCUAUGACUAUUACAUGUAUGUGUAUUUAUGUUACAUAAGUUCUAUGACUAUUACAUGUAUGUGUAUUUAUGAAAAAAAUAUUUUGUUUCGAUUGGUCUCCCGAACUUUGAAAAUUGAAUACGUAUAUGUAAUUGAUAUACUAUAUGCAUGCUUAGAUAUUAUAGGGUUAUUGAACUUAUAUUGAUGAAUAUUGGCACGAGUUGGCUGUAAAAAUGCACGAGCUUGCGAGUGUAUUUUGACAGCCAACGAGUGCCAAUAUAAGUUCAAUAACCCUUUUAUUAUAUAGCUUAAGUAUUUAGUUAUUAAAUUAUAUCCCUUUUCACUCAAAAUACUCCAAUAUAGACGAAAAUUCAUCAAUAUUUACAUCUAAGGUGAAAGUUUGCAAUAUCAGCAUGCAUUUCUUAACUGUUCAAUAUUAAAGCCGUCAUUACGGCUUGUUUACGUCGUUACGGUAAGGUCAAUAUUGAACGCUCAUACUCGGACUGUUUCGGGCGCACACAAUUUACGUAAUGCAAAGUUAGCGUUCAAUAAAUUCUCAGGAUAUUGAACGCUAACAUUCUCUAGAUUUUACAAUAGACUAUUUAUUAGCUAUAUAAUAAAUUUAUAUAUCAUGUAUCUACAUAUAAUAAAUCCUGCUUUAGCCACUGUGUUUUUAUGUAUGUUUUAAUUUUUAUCACCAGCGAAUGAAUGAACUUGAACUUUGAAAAUUAUCAAAUAAACUAUACUUUUCUUGCAUGUA
Molecule: messenger RNA, 5215 nt
Organism: Ostrea edulis (European flat oyster)
Lineage: Eukaryota; Metazoa; Mollusca; Bivalvia; Ostreida; Ostreidae
Exons: 2
Coding region: 150-1523 (457 amino acids)
Source: RefSeq, a predicted model, not a curated record